Colias croceus (clouded yellow) is the source of this 4567-nucleotide messenger RNA. RefSeq names its product 1-phosphatidylinositol 4,5-bisphosphate phosphodiesterase (gene norpA). Gene Ontology annotation, biological process: lipid metabolic process; phosphatidylinositol-mediated signaling. NCBI's taxonomy places the organism in Eukaryota, Metazoa, Arthropoda, Insecta, Lepidoptera, Pieridae. The record is from RefSeq and is a predicted model, not a curated record. The transcript is spliced from 22 exons. Gene Ontology annotation, molecular function: phosphatidylinositol-4,5-bisphosphate phospholipase C activity; calcium ion binding. Bases 501 to 3722 code for a protein of 1073 amino acids.
UCUAGUUCCUAGUUUCUUGGGAAGUGUAUCAUAUUAUGGCAUAUGAAUAGCUUACAUCUAAAUUCAAUUUAAAUGCGUGUCUAAUUGAGAUGUGUGGCACUCCAACUCUCACGCUAAUUCACACAUUGUAAAUCGUAUUCGCAACCGUAAGGUAAAUCAUCAGCAUGAAGCCAUAAACUAGACUUCACGUGCGACCUUGGCCGAGCGCGCAUGCGCGGGUCACCUGCCAUAGAGCAUAGACAUCCGAUUUCCACUUUUCUUACAGUCCGCGAGUUCGCGUUGUCUGUGUCACGCGUGCCGGGUUUCGCGCGCAAUUCAGCGGACCAACGAUAGCAUAUUAUAACAAAUUAUUGACAUAAUUCUGCUCCUAUAUUGUGUUGUUUUGCGUUUGUGGACUGCUGUUUUAGUGAUAAUUGUGUUUGCGGUUGUUGGCAUUGUGAUAAGAUAAUGACAGCGUGGUAAAAGCGGUGGUGGGAGCGAGGUGAAGAUCAUCGAGAACCAUGACCAAGCGCUUCGAGUUCAACUGGCAGAUCCCCGUUCCUGAACCGUUAUUACAAGGCGCUGUUUUCGACCGAUGGACGGAAGAGAAAGAUAAUACUGAACUUGAGAAGGACUGCCUGUUCAAGGUCGAUGAAUAUGGCUUCUUUAUAUAUUGGAAGAGUGAGGGGAAGGAUGGUGACGUCAUAGAGCUUUGUCAAGUGAGCGAUGUGAGGUCGGGGGGAGUGCCAAAGGAUACAAAACUAAACGACAAGCUGGUGACGAAACAUGGCGACCAACUGGAAGAGAAGUCACUCACGAUAUGCAGUGGCACAGAUUAUAUAAACAUCAACUAUCAGCACGUUGUCUGUCCUGACGCUAACACUGCUAAGGUUUGGAAGGAGGGCCUCCGCCACAUCACACACAAUAACAAAAUAAACAACUGCUGCCCCAGGACGAAUCUUAUGAAACAUUGGAUGCGCCUCAGCUUCCUCACGGAUCCGAAAGGCAAGGUCCCAGUUAAGGUGGUAGCUAGAACAUUCGCGUCAGGCAAAACAGAGAAACUUGUGUAUCAAUGUCUGUCCGAACUCGGUCUCCCCUCGGGGAAGAAUGAGUCUAUGGAAAAAGAAGCGUUUACCUUUGAUAAGUUCUACGCUUUGUACCACAAGAUCUGCCCCAGGAAUGAUAUUGAGGAACUGUUUAGGACUGUCACGCAAGGCAAAUCAGACCGCAUCAACUUGGAACAAUUUGUGAACUUCCUGAACGAGAAGCAGCGCGACCCCCGCCUUAAUGAAAUCCUUUACCCACUGUACGAUGACAAGCGAGCCGUGGAAAUUAUUGAUACAUAUGAACAGAAUGAAGAAGCGAAAACGGCUAAAUGCCUCACAAAGGACGGUUUAAUCCGCUACCUGAUGUCAGACGAGAACGCGCCAGUGUUUCUCGACAGACUCGACUUCUAUAUGGAAAUGGACCAGCCACUAUCUCACUAUUACAUAAACUCAUCCCAUAAUACGUAUUUGUCUGGAAGACAGUUUGGUGGAAAGAGCUCUGUGGAAAUGUAUAGGCAGGUGCUUUUGGCUGGAUGUCGGUGUGUAGAACUCGACUGCUGGGACGGUAAAGGCGAAGACGAAGAGCCAAUAAUCACCCACGGCAUGGCGAUGUGCACAGACAUUCUAUUCAAAGACGUCAUAUAUGCCCUUAGAGAUACAGCCUUUGUCACUUCAGACUAUCCCGUCAUAUUGUCCUUUGAAAACCACUGCUGUAAAGCCCAGCAGUACAAACUGGCCAAGUAUUGCGAUGAAAUCCUGGGAGAUCUGCUGCUGAAGGAACCUUUGGCAGAUUAUCCGUUGGAACCAGGCCAACCCCUCCCCCCACCAUCAGCUCUAAAACGCAAGAUAAUGAUCAAGAACAAGAGAUUAAAGCCAGAAGUAGAGAAACAAGAGUUGGAGCUAUUCAGACAGGGACAGUUCGUUAUUGAAGAUGAGGUUAAAGAAGAUGCGUCAGCUGUUGCUCUGCCUGCUGAUAAGAAGCCCGAAGAGAUAGUAGCAGAAGCGGCCACGGCGGGCGAAGAUGCCCCGCCCCCCGUGCAGUACACGGGCUCCACCACCAACGUGCACCCCUGGCUCUCCUCCAUGGUCAACUACGCGCAGCCCAUCAAGUUCAUCAGCUUCGAGGAGGCCGAGAAACGCAAUAUCCACCACAACAUGUCUUCCUUCGCUGAAACCACCGGUAUGAAUUACUUGAAGAGUCAAGCCAUAGACUUCGUCAAUUAUAACAAGAGGCAGAUGUCGAGAAUUUACCCCAAGGGCACUAGAGCUGAUUCUUCUAAUUAUAUGCCCCAGGUGUUCUGGAACGCGGGUUGCCAGAUGGUGUCCCUGAACUUCCAGACCUCAGACCUCCCAAUGCAGCUGAACCAGGGAAAGUUCGAAUACAACGGGAAUUGCGGGUACUUGCUGAAGCCGGACUUCAUGCGGCGAGCUGAUAGGAGCUUCGACCCGUUCGCUGAUGCGCCCGUCGAUGGAGUCAUUGCGGCACAGUGUGCUGUGCAGGUCAUAGCCGGGCAGUUUCUGUCAGACAAGAAAGUGGGCACAUACGUAGAAGUGGACAUGUACGGUCUACCUUCAGACACCAUUCGUAAGGAGUUCAGAACUCGCAUGGUACCGGCCAAUGGACUGAACCCGGUGUAUAACGAAGAGCCGUUCUUGUUUAGGAAGGUGGUACUGCCAGACCUAGCAGUCCUCCGUUUCGGCGUGUACGACGAGAACGGCAAGCUGCUGGGCCAGCGCAUCCUCCCGCUGGACGGGCUGCAAGCGGGCUACAGGCACAUCUCACUGCGCACUGAGGCCAACUUCCCCAUGUCCCUGCCUAUGCUCUUCUGUAAUAUUGAGCUGAAGAUCUACGUGCCGGAUGGCUUUGAAGAUUUCAUGGCUGCCCUAUCCGAUCCCCGAGCGUUCAUGGGAGCGGCUAAAGAACGGACAGAUAACAUGAAAGCCAUGGGAAUAGAAGAGAGUGGGCCGGAGAAGAAACCGGAGGAGGUGAAGAAGGAAGAGCCCCUAGUCUUCGAGCCCAUAACGGUGGAGUCCCUCCGCCAGGACAAGGGCUUCCUGAAGACCGGGAAGAAACAGCAGAAGGAUCUGGAAGCGAUGCGCAAACGUCACGCCAAGGAGAAGAUGCUGUUGCAGAAGCAGCAGUGUUCUGCGUUGGAGAAAAUGAUUAAGGGGAAGAAUAAGGAACAGUUAAGCAACGACGCCACAUUCCGUACACUAGUAACGGAGCAGUCGUCCGCCUGGGCAGAGCUAGCGGCUCGGCACAGACGGGAGGAAUGUGCUGCAGCUCGGACACGGCUCAACGACCAGAGGGAACUGCUCAAGAAGAUGAUGGAGCAGACCCAGCUGGCGCAGAUGAAGCAGUUGGAGGCUAAGCAUGAGAGAGAACUAAAAGAAAUGAACACCCGUCAAGCGAAAAUAAGCGUAGAGACAAGCAAGGAAGUGGCCAAUGACAAAACAUUGAAGACCAAACAGGAAAAAGACCGUCGCUUGCGAGAGAAGAAACAGAACAAUACUAAGAAGUUCAUGGAUGAGAGAAAGACACAAACAAUCAAGCAAAACCGCGAAAAGGAGAAGCUGAAAGCGACCCAUGACAAGCAAGUGGAAGAACUCUCUAAGGACAUUGAUAACCUGAUCGAGAUGUACAAGAUGGAGGAAUCCGAGUUCGACAUGGCGAGCAAAGCGGAGUUCUUCGCAUGAAAGUAUCCCGACAUUGCUCCACUGAUCGAGCAAAUGACUUGACAAGUGACUAGUGCUUGAAUCUGUGUUAUCUGUGACAGUGACAAUUUGAAUUGGGAAUUCGAAAUUCGUAAUCCGAAAACCGCUCUAAUGUUUUUUGAAUUUGGAAUUCGAAAAUCUUGUAAACCACCCUAAUGUAUUUUUAAAAGGCGUUUGAAUUUGGAAUGCUAAAAGUUUAUAAACCGCUGUUAUGUAUAUUUAAAUUUGGAAUACGAUAGUCAUGAUCUCUAUGAUUUAGUAAUAUACGAUAUAUAUUUUGCUACACUAUAAACAACUCUAAAUUUUUUGAAAUAAGGUUGACAUUUGAACUCAUUAGUUUAUUUAUACAUUUUCAUACUAUAAAAUGCUCGAAUUUUACAUGUAGGUAGUUAUGCCAUUAUCCGUUUUAUGCUGUUUGUAAUAGGGUCUAAUUUCAAUAUUUACUUCGUUAUUUCAUGUCUUAUAGCCUAUAAAAAUCUUAAUUAUUGUGGUGAAUUGUUCAUUUACAAACAAAGUCACCUUUAAAAUGAAUAUAGUAUAAAGAAGUAUACCUUGUGUAUAAUACUUUAUUUCUAAAUAUUUCUCUAUCAUUAAAAAAAUAUUAUUAUAACCUGUUUCAAUAAAAUAUAACAUAUUAUUAAGGAUAAUGUUGUCUCUCAAAUUCUAUACAUUUAUAUGUGUCAAUAUCUUUCUAAAAAUAUCUUGUUUUGAUGCGAUUUCUGGGUUUUUAUUUCAAAAAAGUGUGUAGUUAUUAGGCGCUAGUUAUUUUUUAUCUUUGCUAGCUUAGAACUUGUUAAACAACUUACAUGCUAAGUGAAAGUUUUGAA